GCUAUCUAUGCUAACUAUUUUUAACGUAGCGAAAAUUGGGAAAACUGUCUAACGAUCACAAUGUAGAAUUAAUUCGAUUUUAUUUUAAAAAAAAUAUAAAAAAAAUAGAAAAGAAAAGAAAAGAAAGAAAGUGAUUGUUUCCCCGAAUAUUGAUGAUGAAAAGGAUAAUUUGAUUUGCAAGGAAAAAAGAAGAAAACCACAAGAUGCCACCGCCGAAACGUGUACCAGUGCAUGUGCCAAAAAAGACAAGUCCCAGUGUAGCGUACGAAGUGUUAAUCUAUUUGAAUUCAUUUUAUUUCGGUAUGUUUGCUUGCUGUGAGCUUAGUAUGGGUUUAUUAAAAGCGAUCAAUUUAACUUAUACGGGCAGUGCUCUGGCCAAGGAUUCAAUCGUAUUAGUAGGCAUAUGCGUCUUGGAAACUGUACGCAUUAUAAUGGGUCGUAAAGGUUCAUUAGCUGAUCGAGGCUGGCCAGUAAUAUUAUCGGUUUUCAUGACUGUUCCAUGCUUUCUUGGUGUCUCCUAUUUAUUAGUUUUACAAGCGUAUAAAUUACGUUUAGAAUAUGUACUCUGUACAUUGCAAUUAGGACUAUAUAUGGCCGAAGUCUGGUAUGCAAUAUUGUUCGUUUUUUCACUAUGUCGUCCAGUUACUUAUGAUUAGGCCUAAUGAAAUUUUUACACUCGCACAUACACACACACACACACA
Glossina fuscipes is the source of this 701-nucleotide messenger RNA. RefSeq lists its product as uncharacterized. The coding region runs from base 204 to 656 and encodes 150 amino acids. Gene Ontology annotation, biological process: non-motile cilium assembly. Gene Ontology annotation, cellular component: ciliary transition zone. The transcript has 2 exons. The record is from RefSeq and is a predicted model, not a curated record. Lineage: Eukaryota; Metazoa; Arthropoda; Insecta; Diptera; Glossinidae.